GUCAGUAUUCAAGCAUGAAGUUCAAUCCUCAGGUUGUUUGCAGGCUCAUCUUACUGGCAGCUUGCUGUGUGCUGAACACAGACAGCACGUUUGUUCCGGGAAGAUGUUUGUGUCCUGAGACGCAAGCGGCGGUGCGGGGCAGACUGAAGGAGCUCAACGUGUAUCCCAAGAGCCCUAACUGUCAUAAGGUCACUGUUAUAGUGACACUGAAGAACAACAAUGAGCCCGUGUGUCUGAGUCCAGAUGCACCAAUGGGGAAACAGUUGAUAAAAUGCUGGAAGAGGUCAAACUCUUUGGGUCGUAACGUGAAAAAUUGUUUGAGGAGGAGGAGAAGGAGGAGAGGUCAGCGCCAGCACUCUCGACACCGCGGGAGACUUUCAAUUAAACGUCAGUAGUGACACAAAGCCACCGUCCUGGAAAGGAGUGUUUUGUUUUUGGACUUUGAGAUCAGGACCCAAUCAUAAAGAAGAGGAUGACACUUUUACAUCAAGUGUCACUUUUCCUAAGAUUCUGCUGUUUGGGCUUGAAAUAAUUAUGUUUUUGUAUUUUUUUAGCUUCACCGGGUUUUAUUUAUAUGCGCAUAUGUUGUUAAAAAGCCCUGGAGGCUACAUGUUAACUAGUCUAUCUUUAAACCGCCAAUAUGUGUUUAGACGUCUGUAUGCACAUGAAACACUGCAAGUUAUUUAUUUUGGAAUCAACAAUUUAGACUUUUUUUUAAUAAACAACUUUCAGAGUG
Molecule: messenger RNA, 736 nt
Organism: Entelurus aequoreus (snake pipefish)
Lineage: Eukaryota; Metazoa; Chordata; Actinopteri; Syngnathiformes; Syngnathidae
Product: C-X-C motif chemokine 11-like
Exons: 4
Coding region: 15-395 (126 amino acids)
Biological process (GO): chemokine-mediated signaling pathway; neutrophil chemotaxis; antimicrobial humoral immune response mediated by antimicrobial peptide
Cellular component (GO): extracellular region
Molecular function (GO): CXCR chemokine receptor binding; chemokine activity
Source: RefSeq, a predicted model, not a curated record